GGCUAUUUAUGUUGACAGACUGCAUUACACCGACCAACUACACAACAGAUAGCCCAUUUACCCUCCAUAUUGAUCAACCAACAGCUUUAUUCAGGCAACUGUUGACGAGGCUUGAAGGCCGAAUGGCUGAGGUGACUGAUCUGCUCCUUGAUUGGUCGAGUGUACCCUCUGACAAUGAUGGGGUGUACCACAUCUAGCCACUCCCCUCGACAUCUCAACGGACGAAAUAUCAAAAUUAACAUUUAAAGACCCAGGUGUUGUGUUGUGUUGUCCGUAAUUUGUGUCAGCAUUAAUUGAACCAACCAGCAUAAACGAUUACAGUGACAUCAUCAGCUACCGAAAAGGCAGUGAAAGUUUGCACGGCUCGCGGCAGUCACUGGCCAACGUGAAGGAAGUCACGCCUGCAAAUAACGAGAUUAAAACCGAAGAGAACAGCAACAAUUGUUCGAAAGAGGCAUCAUGACCACAGAGUUAGCAGAGAGCUCCAGAGAUGUGAUUGAUGUCAUGAUCAGCUACAACCCUGCUGACGUGGAGCAUGUGAGGCAUUUAGCAGGAGCCCUAAGAGCAGAAGGCCUGUCAGUGUGGUUCUCAGACAUGGACAACCCAAACCUUGGGGAUACAGGCCAGGCCGUUUCACAGUGCAAGGUAUUUGUACUGGUGCUCAGUGAGAAAUCUGCCUGUGACCCCCAGUGUAAAGAUGAACUUGCCCUGGCUUACAUCACAGACUCCUCCAUUUUCCCUGUGGGGCUGCAAAGAUUCAGGGAUCUGGGCCCGCUGCUGGACUGUGGAAUGAAACUGAUGUUGGCCAAAAUCAAUUGGACUUUUUUCGUUAAACCUGAAGAUUUUGAGAAGAAUUUUCCUGGUUUGUUGUCUGGCAUCCAGAAUGGCAUUGAGUCAUCUGGAGACAAAAGUUUUCCUAUAGAUGAAGACAAUCCAUUCCAAUUCCUGAACUCUUUGUCGCAUGUAACUGUUGAAGAGACAGAUGAAAACCUGCAGGAUUUUUGGCCAAGAAACUUUGGCGAUAAAAGAGAGGUUUCAUGGGUGAAUUUUAAAAACGCUUUUGUGAAGGAUUAUGGAGAAGAAAUAGAGGAAAGUUACACAGAGGAGAAUCUUAACCAACGCUUUUUUGUCAAUGUAAUUUACAAAGACAUUUUUGAUCUGAGAAAAGAGAUAAAGCGGGACAUGUACGACCAAUUCUGUGAUGGAAAUCCACAGGGUGACCCUCACUGCUUUUACUCCCGCCUACAAGAGUAUGCUCGGGGUCUGUAUGCUAUGAAAGAGGUGUUUAAUAUGGACAGUACUCUCAGGCUUACAGUGGUCCAAAAUUUAGGUAAAUUCUCCACCCCAGCAGUGGUGGCUCGGCUGUUAGAAAUGAUGUCUGAUCAAGAUCCAAACAUCCGGGCUGUUACCGCCAUAGCAUUGGCCAGAUCAAAUGCCCGGUCUAAGAAGAGCCUAUCCAAACUGAUGAAGGCCCUGGAGGAUGAGGAUAGGCUGGUCAGGGAGAGUGCAUGUUUCGCUCUAGGAUUUCUACAGGCGGCCUCAGCUGUAGAGGCCAUUGCAGACAGAUGGCGUAAUGACCCAAUUUCUCAUGUGAGAACAGCAGCCUCAGAGGCCCUGAAGAUGAUGGAUAACGAGGAGGCCAGGAAGUGUGUUCACAUGACUGAAGUUCUCACAGGGGAAAUGCAGUCCUUGAGAACAGAGGAGAGCAAGUGAUGAAAAGAAGUUUAGGGGUCGGGGAGGAAAGGUAGAAAACAAGAAAGACAGGCAGUGAAAUUUGUACAGAGGAGAGCAAGUGGGAACAUGAAUGAGGUGAGAAAGAGAAGGGAGGAUAACAAGAAGGUGUUCCAGUUGCAGUGAAUUUUGUACAGAGGAGAGCAAGUGGGAACAGGAAUGAUUUGAGAAAGAGAAGGGAGAAUAACAAGAAGGCGUUUGACUGGUAGUGAAUUUAGAACAGAGGAGGGCAAGUGGGAACAUGAAUGAGGUGAGAAAGAGAAGGGAGGAUAACAAGAAGGUGUUCCAGUUGCAGUGAAUUUUGUACAGAGGAGGGCAAGUGGGAACAGGAAUGAGGUGAGAAAGAGAAGGGAGGAUAACAAGAAGGCAUUUGACUGGUAGUGAAUUUAGAACAUAGUACUGUAGGGCAAGUGGAAGGUGAAAGAGAUGGGUAGAAUGGAGAGAAAUGGGAUGACAAUGGAUUUACUAAGUGAAACAAAAACUAAGGAAGACAAGUGAGAACAUGAAUAUAGAAACGGAAAAGAGGGAGGAAAGACAUUUGAGAAGCAGAGUGAAUUACCCUAAUUCCCCAACUUUUUCACAUAAAAAAGAGCAACUUUCAGUGCAUUUUAUGCACAUUUUUAAUAUGAUUUUGGAGACAAAACUACAUUGGUUGUAUUGACCAAUUUCAGGGCUUCAAAGCAAGUAUAAUUUUAUCAGUCCCCUCAGACAAUGCCAUCAGAAUAUGCUUACAUACACACCAUGCAAACAUGGGAAAAUUUUUAAGAAUUACAGUGACCGUCAGAACAGAAAAGAGAAUAUACAUGAAGGGGAUUAAAGAGAAAACAUGCCAAAACAAAAUGGAAACAAACACAAUUAUUUCAUAAUAGAACAACUGAGAGGGCAUUUGCAGUGAAUUGAAAAUAGAUGUAGAAUGAAUUGAGAGCAAAGUAUUAAAGAGAACACCAGAAAUUGAUAGCAUGGAUCAGUGAAUGACUUAGAGCUUAAAUUGAGGACAAUAUUUAGGUAUUGUAUUGUUAGUUUUGUCAUACUGGACACAAAUCAUCUUGAUGAAUAGCGGUGACUAAACCAUGAAUGACAGUAUUGAUAUUUUUAGGAAAAACCAAGAUCUAUAAAAACCAUUUGUCACAAGUUCAUAUAUGUAUGCUGUAUAUUAUAAAACAGUUCAACAAGAUUGGGACCAAAGAUAAAUAUAAAGAAUAUACAUUUCAGCUGAUCUGAAUGGUUGCUGUUUUAUACUGUAAACGUGUUUAAUUGACAUUGAAUUUGAACUCUGAUCGAUGCAUCUGAAUAGGACAUAAUUAAUACAUGUACAGGUAGAUGUGAUUUACUUGUAGUAGUAGCGUGUUGUGGCAGGAAGUGUGAGUGGAGAAGAGAGAGAGAGAGGGAAUAUAGAGAGGGUGCAUCUCGCCAUUCCUUCUAUGAGAAUUUACAAUGCCCUUCAGUAGUUGUUCCAAAGUAAUGCUGCCUCUCAUGUGGAACAAUCUACUGAUGUCAUGGUUUUUUGGAUGUUUUUCAUAUCUGAACUAAUUGUCGCUCUGAAACAAUGGGUACAUAGGCACCUGUCUGGGGGUAGCGAAAGGAAUUUGAUGAAACUUAUUUGUUCAUUAUUAAUGUGUAUUUUAUAAGAUAUUUUUUGCUGAACUGUGCGUAGAAAACCCACUAAGGUUACCUGAGUGCUUGUGAUGUAGGUUGACCUAGAUAAAUUCUCUACCAAAUAUAUCAUUAUAUUUCACUCUCACUCUCACAUUUUAAACUGUGUCCUCCAAUUUGCUCAAGUUCAUGUAUGAAACCUUAUCAGCAAAAUUCUCCAGAUGCUCAUGUAAUUAUUGAUAUUUUGUCUACUAUCUAAAGGUACUAUAAUAUGAGUUGACUGGGCCCAUACAUGAACAUUUGUAUAUCAUGGAAAGUGUUGUAUUUGUUUUUUUCCACUUGUAUUUUCUACCUUUAAGAAGUUUUCUCCAGUGUAGUGUACAAACAUCUCUUUUUCUAUUUUUCUUCAAUGUACCAUGACAGUUUUUUUUUUUUUAAAUAUGAGUCAUCUGUUGUGUACAUUGUUUCCUGCUGUUUAGAUUUGCAUUGAAAUUGUGUAAUGGUUGUGAAAAUCAUUUUGCUGCAUGUACAUAGCUAAGGUCAUUCAGCCAUUCUGACCAAAGCUGACAUGAUCUCUUUACUUUGAAAUCCAGAUCUUAAUAGCACUCUACUGUAGCUAUGGAGAUAUUUGUUGAUGGAAUCCCCUUAAAGCAGAACAAUCCACUGAAUUCUGGGGCAGUAGGCUUUUCUACACACAAUUACCAUAUAAUAUCAGGCGGUAUGUGAUGACAUGUAUCAAUGAAAGCUGUUUAUUGUUUGCUUAUACUACAUAUUGCUGUAGCUAGUGGUAAUUUCUUUUUAGCCCAGUGGGUAGAGUGCUAAAUACUGAUCAGGAGGUCUAGGUUACUGUAAAUUUCCAACCAUUUCGACCACUAAAGCACUUAAUUUCAGUGGAAGUUAAGCUUACAAGUUAUUAUCUAAAUGAUGCGAAAAUGUUUUGUUUGGGUCAUUAAACAUCCAAUCAUUGCAAAAAUGUGCAAAUUAGUUCUCUACACCCCAUAGCUCUCUCACAGUUUUUCAAAAUAUUGGUGGCAGAGGUGGUUCAAAAAGGUUGAACAAUUAGGGUAAUCGCUAUCCACACAGCAAAUCCUUCAACCAUUUUAACUGUGUGUCAUUUUUCGUUUUCGUUUUUAUAUGUCAUCAUAGUGACAUAUCUGGCUCACGACAAAAACCAGGGAUGUAGCUACAUAUAAGAAGAUACAGCAGAACAAGCACAUCACCCCAUUGUUUAUAGGCCAUGGUUUACUUGCUUGGCUUAGAUAGGUGAUUCACCGGAACCCUCAGUAAAAUGGCCCAGGAGUUAUUUAGUUCAAAUGGGAUGUCUCAGAACACACAGAUUUUGUAGAAAAAAAUGCUGAAAAAAAACAAAACAAAACAGGAAUUCUGUUGGUCUUUAUAUUGUAAGAAAGGAUUUACAUCUACCUGACCCAUGAAGGUUAAACACACCUACAAAUGCCCGUUCACAAGAAUCGGUUGAUAUGCUUGUCCAAUUUCCUCGGGCAACGUGAAUGUAUCAUUUGCUGGGUAUGCAGGUGAUAAUUUUGUGUAUUUGGAAGAAAGAAAUUUGGCCACUGAUAGAUCUAUUUGUGAAGUGUUUGGAGAAACAAGUGUCUGUUUGGAAUGUGGAAGUACCUGGUGAGGUAAUGUGGGAGAACUGUUGACUGUGGAAAAUGCAUCAGCUUACCGCCAUGAGAAAUGGUAAUGUUGGUGACUCAGGCUUAAUACUAAUCUUUUGUAUCACUGGCACCACUUAAUUUCCAGAUUACUGGUUUUUCCACAGUGAAAUAUUUUCUUAUAAUAUGUAUAGAUUUUACUUCUACAGAAUGUAGUUUUGCUACGUGAAAAAAGUGGUGAAGGCAUAAGGUGCAUAGUUUGUUAGACAUUCAUUAAACCUAUUUAUUUAAAUCAGCCUCUAGGGCGCAUGGGAUAUUACAUGUAGCUGCAACAAGCCACUCCUUAAAUCGCUCUGGUUUGGUUGGUCAUUAAAAUUUUGGACACCUUAUCUUUUAACAUAUGUAACAUGGGUCCUGUGUGUAAGAUGUCAUCGACUAUUUUAGGGAUUUAGCAGCGGCAUGGACUGUGCAUUUGUGCUUGUUAAUAUUAACUCGAAGUUCCAUGUAACCGUCAUAAGUUGUACUAUAUGUGUUUGUUUGCAACAAGGUUUAUGGAGAGUUGUUUACUGGUCUGGCAUAGGAAUGUACAUGGUGCACAGUGGUGACAAUUAUAUCAAAAUGUAUCUGUGGCUUGCAUAAACUGCAAGGGGCUUUGGAGUGCUACCUCUUAUUUACAAGCACACACAUUCGUCAAAGUAACGGCAAUGUUUUUAAACCUGUGUCUGAGUAUCACGAAGUUGUGUAAAGCAGAAGUUGCCCUUUAAAAUAAUAAGAGUUUUGAUAU
Messenger RNA from Liolophura sinensis, 5721 nucleotides. RefSeq lists its product as uncharacterized. Gene Ontology annotation, molecular function: oxidoreductase activity. The record is from RefSeq and is a predicted model, not a curated record. Gene Ontology annotation, biological process: signal transduction. The transcript has 10 exons. NCBI's taxonomy places the organism in Eukaryota, Metazoa, Mollusca, Polyplacophora, Chitonida, Chitonidae. Bases 460 to 1713 code for a protein of 417 amino acids.